UUGGUUUUGUGCUGUUAUCGCAGUUCAAGUUUCAUUAAUAGGUGGGAGUGUUUGAAUACUGGUUGGGUAUGCUUCGGAUGCGUAAGUCCUUCAAAGCAAAGUCUUGCUGUUAAAAAAAAAUUGAGGAAUAGGAUGGUUCAGCAGAAAUUCGAUUAUUUUUUGGUGGUCGAUUUUGAGGCCACUUGUGAAGAAAAUAAAAAAAUUCAACCGGUUCAGGAAAUAAUUGAGUUCCCUGUUUGCCAAAUCGAUGCUCAUUCUCUCGACGAAAUUGACCGAUUUCAUCAGUACGUGAGGCCAACAGAAAAUCAGUUCCUUACGUCCUUCUGUUCUAAUUUGACUGGUAUAGUUCAGGAAACAGUGGACAAAAGCAAUACUUUACCCUUGGUUUUGGAAGAUUUUGAUAAGUGGCUUUUUUCGCGUGGUUUGUUAAAUUCAGAUGGCACAAACUCUCGCUCGUGGAUAAUGGUCACGUGCGGUGAUUGGGAUCUUGGUGUACAGUUACCGCAGGAAGCUGAAUAUCGAGGACUAAAUGAGUGGAUCAAUAUGAAGAAAGCGUUCUCUGAGGCUUUGGGUCAUUACCCAAAUUCUUUGUCUACAAUGCUUCAAGAUUUAGGCAUAGAACCUGUGGUAUGUGUUAGUUUUCCGCUUUUUCAGAUUAUUUUUGGUUAG
Messenger RNA from Enterobius vermicularis (human pinworm), 669 nucleotides. The record is from the annotation of a GenBank genome assembly. NCBI's taxonomy places the organism in Eukaryota, Metazoa, Nematoda, Chromadorea, Rhabditida, Oxyuridae.